GUUAUUUUGGUUAGUAUGGUCUAGAACUCGCUACAAAGCAAGUCGCAAUAAUAAUUGAGGUGUACAAGUUUAAUUAAUUUCAAAAACGAUGAUUAUCAAAAAUUUUAAACUAUUUGCCAUUUGUGUACUAUGCCUUCAUGUAUAUGUGCAAGCACGUUCGAUAUCUGUCUAUAAUAUGGGAGAUGUUUAUAUUGCUAGAUCCGAGGACAAAUGGGCAUGUGAUAGAAUCGAAUGUCCCCUGGAUGCUUUCCGUUGUUUCGUUUCGAAAUCAAAUGAAGAGAAUCCCUCUAUUUUAAAACGUGUCAAUACUUGUUAUACCAAGGACAAUCAGGUACUGGUUACGGAAGAAUUUGAAGCACCCGCUGAUCCUACAUCCCGUAUUCGAGAACAAGUUACUUUUACACGUAAUGGUGAUGCAAUAUCUGCUUCUAGUGGCUUAGAAAAUUACGAUGACGAAAAAUUUAAGGCUGAAAUGAAGGAAAAAAUGGAUAAGAUGCAAGCCGAAAUGGAUGCCAAAAUGAAGGAGUUACACGAUAAACUACAACAAAUGAAUGAAAACAUUAAUAAAAAAAUUCACAAUCAAAUGAAAAAUUUGGAUCAUAAUCUAAGUCAAAUGGAAUAUAAUUUGGCUCAUAUGUUUGAUUAAUCAAAUGUUAUUAUUUUCACAUUAAUUAUUUAGAAAAAUUAUGAACAUUUAUUACAAACGAAGGAUUAGUUUGUAUUUUUAUAAAGUUUUGAUACAAACUUAUUCUUCAUUAUGAUGGAAAAUCUGUUUAAAUUUUUGUUGAAAUUCUAUAAAAAUAAAAUUUAUUGUUUAAAUCAUUAUAA
Lucilia sericata (common green bottle fly) is the source of this 828-nucleotide messenger RNA. RefSeq lists its product as uncharacterized. The transcript has 2 exons. The coding region runs from base 89 to 646 and encodes 185 amino acids. The record is from RefSeq and is a predicted model, not a curated record. NCBI's taxonomy places the organism in Eukaryota, Metazoa, Arthropoda, Insecta, Diptera, Calliphoridae.